ACCAUUCCCGUUUCUUUCUCAAACAGCCUAGAAUCAUUGCCAGUGUUUCUUCCCCAUCUUCUUGCCCAUAUUCUUCCUUAUCCAACCAGAGAAGUAAACCAAAAAUCCCUCAUCCUUCUGUUUCCUGUCUUCUUUCUUCCUAAAAAACAAGAAAAAAAAAAAAAUCCCUAAUUCUCAUUCCCCAUCUUGUUCGGCUCUUCCUCAUCUUCUUCAAUUCCUCGUCUUUCAUCGAUUCUUCCCCGUCUUCUUCGGUUCUUCCCCUUCUUCUUUCUCAACCUAUCUACAACCCAAAAUCCCUAAUUUCCCCCUAAUUUUCCCAAUCAACUACUAUGAAGAAGAGUCAAGAUCUACAAAGCCAAACCAUCAAGUAAGCUGCCCUUGCUCCCCUUUAUUUCUUUGGUUCUUCCCACACAAAAUCCCUAAUUUCCCCCCCAAUUUUCCCAAUCUUGAUUGAUUCUGUAGCAGAGUGUUCAUCCAUUACCACUGGAGAUGAGCGCAAGGAGCUUGAGGAUUUGGAUCUUGCGCAAUUCAACUUACUUUUCUAUUUACAGAAUAAACGAUGAAAUAGAAACCCCACCUCUUCAUUUUUUUUCCAUUUUAUUUAUUUUGGUAAAGAACUUGGAAUUAUGUACCACUGAAAAUUUUCUGAAUGCAUUUUCUUGUUGCUUUGAUUAUUACACCUCUUUGCUUUUUUCCCAAAUAAGGAUGGAAAUCAUUGAUCUUUUCAAUCCUCAUCUAAGUGUGGGUCGUGAUAUUUCCAUGAUGUGAAGUGAUGUUUGGAAUUUUAUUAGCGUAGAUUCUAUUAAUGUUGCUUGCUAUAAUUUGGAUUGCGAACUGGUCAAUUCUAUGCUAUUUUGACCCUUGAUUUAUCGACUUAGGGUGUGGAGCAUGCAUGUUUAUUUACAUUAUGUGUUACUUCUUCAAUAAGAAAACCAUUCCUCUGUAUGCUUAUGUUUGUGAUGGUUACAUGUUUAGUCUCAAUACAAGUUUCUUCUUAGACACAUGCAUUUAGGGUGUGGCAUUUGGUGGUGGUGGGAAGGGUGUUGAGAAAUUACAAUGAGAGAUAAUUGUUAAAUCCACAAAUGUUGGGUAUUUGAUUUUCCUCCACUAGUGAUAGUGGUACAACAAAAUGUCCAGCUUAACCCAUACAACUGUCUAGAAUGUAAAACCAUUUUUUUUCAAUGCCACAUAGAUUUCUAUAAUGAUCUAAAUUAUACUCUCUUUUUUCUCGAUUAAGGUUACCUUAUUGCUUGAUUGGUUGUAGUAUUUAACUUUUAUGCUGCUAGGUUUCAAAAUCAAGGUCCUUACUCCUCUUUAGUCAUCUUAACUUUCUUUUUAGCCAUUAGUGUGUUUCAUGCAUAUAGGAGUUUUAGGUUGAAGAUGUCCAAGUUUAAUUCCAUGGUCAGCAAAUUCAGGGCUGGUUUGGUUGGUUCACAUCAAGCUCUAUUUGAUUCAAGGAUAGAGAAGGUGGGAAUGUGGGAUACAAAAGUUGAUUCAAUAAUUCAUGAGGUGAAUGGCAAAAGUUAAUAAUUCUUAGUCAAAAUGCCUCACUUUUAUCUCAUUCCUAAACUCUAUUCAAUGGUGAUAGCAAAAGUCAACUUCCUUUUUCCUCAGCAACUUGGCAGGGGAGGAAUUUCAUGGGGCAGAUAGGUGUUUUCUCUCCUUGAUAUACAUAAUCUUAUGUUAGAUGUAUAACAUAAGUCACUUUUUGUGUUCUUUAGAAUUUGAUAAGUGU
This is a messenger RNA of Rubroshorea leprosula, 1735 nucleotides long. The record is from the annotation of a GenBank genome assembly. NCBI's taxonomy places the organism in Eukaryota, Viridiplantae, Streptophyta, Magnoliopsida, Malvales, Dipterocarpaceae.